UCACGGCAGUCGCUGCUCAUCACUUGCUGCGACCGGAGAUCUUUCAUUCUGUUCUGUGAAUAACCCGCGCGAGUAACUGCCUUCUAAAAUGAUAAUGUUUUCGGGGAUUGCGAUUCUAAUCGUUGGAUUAGCCGUGAGCUGUGGUGCUGUGAAUCCUUCUUCCAAAGUGGAUUUUACGGAAGUUGGAGAUCUGAAUGAUGACAAUGGGUUUGUGAGUGUGUUUAAGAAUUAUCCCAAAAUUCAAGUGACGGUCGAUACUUCAAAAUUGAAACGUGUUGCUAAUCCGGAGAAUGACGAAAGCAGUUCGGGAAGCUCCGGAAGUUCCGGAUCAGAAUCGGUGGAACGACAGACAAUUGGUGUACGUACCGAUAUUACGAUUGAGGUUUCGGAAGAAUCUGCGAAUGAAACGAACAAUGUGAAUGUGAAAGUGGAUGCAAGAAACAAGAACGGAACGGAGAUUUGGAAAAGUAACAAAAGUGAGGAAGAUGAUGAUAACGCUAGCGUCCCCGUGUUUAAAGGAAUGAAUGGGCUGCCGACGAAAGGAAAACCUUCAAGGCCAACAAUUUCUAAUGAUGUCGAUGAUGACAGGAGCAGGCCUGGAGUUACGCUGCAUGGCCGACCAACUUUUGUGCAUAGAUCUGAUGAACGUAGACCUGGUGGUGGCCCUUACGACGGUUGGAACCGGUUUCAACCUGUGAUGGGAGUGUGGACCACGGAACGGCCGUACCUUCGGAGAAUUGAUUACGACUUUAGAGGUAACCCAAUCUACGUAAAAAGCUACAUUCCCUACCACGUAGCCCGGCAUGAUGAACCAAAACCAUGCUACUGCGGGACAUAUCAGCAGUGGGACCGUGCUCCAUCAAAUCCAGUGUUGCCAACACCUCGAAAAAAGGUACAGGACAAGGUGGAAGUGCCCUACAAGCAGCACCGGGAUUGA
This is a messenger RNA of Topomyia yanbarensis, 937 nucleotides long. RefSeq lists its product as uncharacterized. The transcript is spliced from 2 exons. Bases 89 to 937 code for a protein of 282 amino acids. The record is from RefSeq and is a predicted model, not a curated record. NCBI's taxonomy places the organism in Eukaryota, Metazoa, Arthropoda, Insecta, Diptera, Culicidae.